Molecule: messenger RNA, 713 nt
Organism: Etheostoma cragini (Arkansas darter)
Lineage: Eukaryota; Metazoa; Chordata; Actinopteri; Perciformes; Percidae
Product: sorting nexin-6-like
Exons: 6
Coding region: 191-706 (171 amino acids)
Cellular component (GO): endosome
Molecular function (GO): phosphatidylinositol binding
Source: RefSeq, a predicted model, not a curated record
UUGAGUAUACAUUACACUGUAUAUAUGUGUGUAUCUGCGUGUGUAUAUAUGUGUAUAUAUAUAUAUAUAUAUAUAUAUAUAUACCCUAACCUCCUUCUGCCCCUGCGUUGCUGCGUUGCUGCGUUGCUGCGUUGCUGCGUUGCCGGGGGUUUCCAGGGAGUACCUGGCCAUCUUUAAGAAGACCGUGGCCAUGCACGAGGUGUUCCUGUGUCGCGUGGCGGCUCAUCCUGUUCUCAGGAAAGAUCUCAACUUCCACGUCUUCCUGGAGUACAACCAGGACCUGAGUGUGCGGGGGAAGAACAAGAAGGAGAAGCUGGAGGAUUUCUUUAAGAACGUGGUGAAGUCGGCCGACGGCGUCCUGGUGGCCGGAGUCAAGGUGGACGUGGACGACUUCUUCGAGCACGAGAAGACUUUUCUGUUAGAAUAUCACAACAGAGUUAAAGACGCUUCGGCCAAAUCGGACAGAAUGAUCCGCUCGCACAAGAACGCAGCAGACGACAUCAACAGGAUUGCCUCGUCUCUCUACACGUUAGGAACGCAAGACGCCACCGACCUCUGCAAAUUCUUCCUCAAGGUGUCGGAGCUGUUUGAGAAAACCAGGAAAAUUGAAGCUCGAGUUGCAGCAGAUGAAGAUCUGAAGCUGGCGGACCUGCUAAAGUAUUACCUGAGGGAGUCCCAGGCUGCUAAGGUCAGACCCCCACCCUGAAGGUCAG